Molecule: messenger RNA, 1500 nt
Organism: Cordyceps fumosorosea ARSEF 2679
Lineage: Eukaryota; Fungi; Ascomycota; Sordariomycetes; Hypocreales; Cordycipitaceae
Product: Zn(2)-C6 fungal-type DNA-binding domain protein
Exons: 6
Coding region: 1-1500 (499 amino acids)
Biological process (GO): regulation of DNA-templated transcription
Cellular component (GO): nucleus
Molecular function (GO): DNA-binding transcription factor activity, RNA polymerase II-specific; zinc ion binding; RNA polymerase II transcription regulatory region sequence-specific DNA binding
Source: RefSeq, a predicted model, not a curated record
AUGACGGACCCCAAAUCUCUCGAUGCCGCCCCCAAUGGCAAGGAAAAGGCCAAACUCAAACCCAGCGUGGUCGUCAAGGACGCCGCCAAGGACCAGAAUGGCAAUGCUGCGCAAAAGACGAGCCCUAAGAAGCGCCGCAAGGUUAAUCAUGCCUGCGUCUACUGCCGCCGCUCUCACAUGACUUGCGACCUUGAGCGACCUUGCACAAGAUGCAUUAAGCGAAAUAUUGGCCAUCUCUGCCAUGAUCAGCCCCGCGAGAGUGAUAUUAAGAAGCCAAAGACAUCCAAGCAGGGCUCCGUUGACGACUCAGAGGCCGCCUCAUCCACGUCUACCGCUAUGGGACCGCCGCCGACAUUCAACCGGCAGCGUUCCGACUCUGGCUUCGGCAGCGUCCUUGGCCAGGGCAGCAACGGUCUUGGCAUGGUCCCCAACCUCGAUCUGCAGCCCGGAGCAAUUAACCCCACUGGCAACAUGAACCAGUUUGCUGGCUUCUCUGAUGCCUGGCUUACAGCCCAAAACUUCAACGGCAUGAACCAGUACAACCCCAACUACAUGGUCGGCGACAAUGUCAACGAGUUCAAGCUUCUCAACGACUUUCUUAACAGUAACCUCCUCGAUGAGACGGGCAUAGCACCCGACGAGACCCAGACCACGACUCCAACUUUUGCCCGCGGCCAAUCUGAACUCGCAGCCGGCUUCAAUGCCGCGCAGUCGGGCUCCCCAAACCUGACUACCUCCAUGCCGCCGCCCCCCCCGGGGAGCGCUGCCUCGGCUAGCACCCCCGGUCGCACACGAUCGUCACGAAUCGCCGCCGCCGCCGACAAGGACAAGGAGCGGGAGUACUACCUGCAGGCUGCCGACCCCGCUGGUAACGCCAUCGGCGAGGAGCGCAUGUCGCGCGUGCUCAUGGCCAAGUACGAUGCGGGGCUCCUCAAACCCUUCAACUACAUCAACGGCUAUGCGCGGCUCGGAAAGUACCUUGACGGCCAUAUUGCGGCCUCGUCGAAACAAAAGAUCCUCCGCACCAUCCACCAUUUCAGACCCAAGUUCAGGGAGAAGGCUCAAGGUCUUACGGAUCUGCAGCUACUGUACGUCGAGAUGUGGUUUGAGCGCCAGCUGAUGGACUAUGACCGUGUCUUUGCCAGUAUGGCAGUGCCAGCCUGCUGCUGGCGCCGAACAGGGGAGAUUUUCCGGGGGAAUAAAGAAAUGGCGGAGCUCAUCAAUGUGCCUGUUGACCAAUUACGCGACGGCAAAAUCGCAUUGCAUGAGAUUUUGACCGAAGAGUCCAUGGUCCGCUACUGGGAAGAAUUUGGCACCAUUGCCUUCGAUCCCUCCCAUGACACGCUUCUCACUGCAUGCUCCCUCAAAAACCCCAGUGACUCAUCAGAUCAUCCAAUUAUGAAGUGUUGCUUUUCGUUUACCAUUCGUCGCGACGAGCACAAGCUUCCUGCACUUAUCGUGGGAAAUUUCUUGCCUCACGACCCGCCCACGCCCGAAUAA